UUCAUUUCAUUUCAUCGAUUAUUACGAUUCGUAUUCACAUCUACACUAAGACAUGCAUCAAAACCAUUGUCACCGCAACUGAUCCGAGAUUGUUGUCCAACACUUACGGCUGUCAUCGUGUGAGCGAUCGUUUCGGUCCAGUCUUGUAGUUAAUGAGCAAACUUUUGGCACUCAAGAGAUGGCCUCAAAGUGGACGCCAAUCGCCGAUCGGGACAAAUAUGGCAUCGACUUCAUCUAUCGAUCGGCGAUUCGGUUCGCGUUGUCGAAGAACACUAUCACUGGUAUUAUGGGUAUUGUCUUAACAGUCGGAACCGAGAUAACAUCAGUGAUAAGGGAAUGGGGAGUGAUUUGGAAGAAACUCUAUGUCACAUCAAACCCUGACUUUAAGAUAGUACGCGAAAUGAUGUAUGAAUUGAUGACUUGGAGGAAACAGAUUAUGUCGGGAACACUACCGGCAGACGAGAUGAAGGAAUUAAAACAGAAAGUGACCGCAAAGAUAGAUCAGGGAAAUGCAAUCUUAGGCUUGGAUUUAGUGGUUCGCGACGAUUCCGGCAAUAUUCUCAACCCUGAGAUCACAAGUACUAUAGACCUGUAUAGGGCUCACGAAUCGGCCACCGAUCGGAUCAAACAAUUGGCGCUCAAUAUUGAAUACAAGAACAAGAGGUCGUCCUCUCGUUAUAACCAUAAUCUUUACGUUACGGUCAAGAACUUUGUCUGUCGUAUCGGCGAAGACGCGGACCUUCUCAUGACGUUAUAUGACGGCAAAGAAUGCGCUUUUAUUAGCGAAAACUAUUUGGUUAAGUGGGGCAAAGAGGGACUGAUGCGAGACUUGGAUCAACUCAACAAUCUUCGGGUGGUUUUUGCGGAUCUCGGGAGCAAAGACUUGGCCCGAGAAAAGGUGUAUUUGGUUUGUCAAACCAUUCGUAUCGGAGGAAUGGAAUUGAAAGAAGAGACACGAAAUGUACGGAAGAGUCAUCACCAGAAUAUGAAGAGGUCUUCGGAUGGUCUGAGGCGUCCAUUCGGUGUCGCAGUGAUGGACAUAACGGACUUUUUUAACGGCAAGUUUGAAACGGACGAAGAGAAGCAGCAUUUCAUACCAUUCGCUCAGUGCGGCGAAAGGGAUUCGUUGGACGCCGUGAUUCGGAAGAUUAUAUCUGCGCGAGAGAUCAGCCAAAAGGAGUGCAAAGGUCAGGGACUGUUCGUAUCGAUAAAACUACUCCACGGCGACCAAAAGCAGAUACGCGAAGAAUACGCUCAUUUGGUCUCUCCGUUCACAUCAGUUGCGCGCAAAAUGGGUUUUCCGGAAGUGAUACUUCCCGGGGAUAUCAGAAACGACUUGUAUCUGACACUCGUUAGCGGAGAGUUCAGUAAAGGGAGCAAAAAGUCUGAACGCAAUGUUGAAGUGACUGUCAAAGUAUGCAACGAAAAGUCACAAACAUUGCAAAAUUGCUUGAGUUUUGGCGCCGGUUCUGAACCGAUGAGCGAAUAUAGAAGCGUUGUCUACUAUCACGAAGAGAGGCCCAAAUGGAUGGAAACUCUGAAGAUAUCGAUUCCCAUCGAGGAGUUCUAUGGCGGACACUUGAAGUUCACAUUCAGACACCGAUCCUCUAAUGAUAAUAAGGAUAAAUCGGAGAAACCGUUUGCCAUGUCUUUCAUACGACUAAUGAACGAAAACGGGACCACAAUGUCUGACCAGAAUCACGAACUCUUAGUCUAUAAAGUGGAUCACAAGCGAUACGACGAGACAGAAGUGGCGUAUUUUAAACUCCCGUCCACUCGCGAAGAAUUGGAACAGAGAGUCAAUGAUUCCAAUUAUAAUAUCAAUCAAAUCGGUGUCAAACAGUUGUCGAAUAUGUUUCAGACGAAUGGCAUUCAAAUCAGUCCCAAAGACUCGUUCACUGUAUCGACAGUCGUUUGUUCGACAAAAUUGACACAAAAUAUCGAUUUAUUGGGUUUAUUGAAGUGGAAGUUGAAUCCCGAGAAUCUUAAGUUCAAUCUCUUGGCGCUCAUGAAAGUGGACGGCGAGGAAGUGGUUAAGUUUCUUCAGGACACACUCGACGCUCUCUUUGAUAUUCUUAUGCAA
Messenger RNA from Medioppia subpectinata, 2083 nucleotides. The record is from the annotation of a GenBank genome assembly. NCBI's taxonomy places the organism in Eukaryota, Metazoa, Arthropoda, Arachnida, Sarcoptiformes, Oppiidae.